Molecule: messenger RNA, 1432 nt
Organism: Cladocopium goreaui
Lineage: Eukaryota; Dinophyceae; Suessiales; Symbiodiniaceae
Source: the annotation of a GenBank genome assembly
CCCAGUUUUAACCCAUACCCACAAUGUUGGCAACAGUUGGCAACAUUUGGCAACAUGCUCCCAAUUCAUGGCUGGAAUGUGUGCCUUGUGCGGUGUGAACACUUCAACUUCAAACAGCGUCUUAGACGUGGUGGCAGCGUAUGCCCCCACGAAGUGGCUGGGGCGCGCAGCGAUUGGCGUUUGCUUCAACCACUGGAAAAGUGGGUGGAGAGGCCAUGAUUCCCGGGCAGGGAACUGCCUUGAAAGCCAGACCUGUGCAGCAGGUAAGCCAUGGGAUUUCUGUCCCUCUGCAGCGGCCAGCUUCAAACAGCCAGGGCGGAAGUCGAAGGCUAGCACCUUUGUUGGGCUUUGCUGCUGGUGCCGUAGCCGCCACGACCCGGAGGGCAGCGCCUGCGACCUCAACGCUGCCGGCAGAGAAGGUCCAGAAUCUGAUUCAGGAAAACGAAGUGAUCAUGUUCUCGAAGACCACGUGCCCUUUCUGUAGCAAGGCCAAGGAGGUGUUGCAGUCCACAGGGAGCAAAUUUGUGGUGGUGGAGCUUGACGAACUUCCUGAGCAGGAGGGUGCUGCCAUGCAGGAUCUCUUUGCCGAGAUGACGGGUGCUCGCACUGUGCCCAGAAUCUUUGUGCGUGGACAAUGUGUCGGUGGUUGCGACGACCUCCUUGCCCUCCAACAAGAUGGGACUCUGCAGAAAGCCCUUCAAUCGAAGUCUUUUCAGAUCAAGGUCUCUGAGGAAGAGUGGCGCAAUAAGUUAGAUCCCCGCCAGUAUCGCAUCCUUCGUCAGCAAGGGACGGAACCUCCGGGCUCGCAUGCCUAUGACCGCUUCAUGCCCGCGAAGGGAUACUUUGCCUGUGGGGCCUGCGGAUUACCGCUCUACUCUGCCAGCUCCAAGUUCCGCAGCAGCUGUGGCUGGCCGGUCUUCAAGACCUGCUACUACUCGAAGGACGCAGGUGGCUGCCAUGUGGGUACUGUCUCAGAGUUUGGCGGGCUGGAGAUCGUUUGCAACCGAUGUGCUUCCCAUCUUGGCCAUGUCUUCUUUGACUCAUUUAAGCCAGACAACCCCAAUGGUGAGCGACACUGAGCCAACGGGCUCUCCCUGACAUACGUCGAGGGAGAGCCUGACAUGGAGCUGACCGAGGACAAGGUUGACUUGCAGAAGCCUGGGGCCCAGAAGGGUGCAGGAGGCAGCUGCAGCAUGAUGUAAGGUUGUCGCACUUUCGAACAGCUUGCUGCUUUCGCUGGCCCAUUCGCAAAGAGAUUUUGGAAGGUGUAUGCUCAGUGAACCUGGAUUUUGAUCAAGGACUCAGGUGCUUGGUCGGAUCGACAGGUGAGGUUCGCAUGCCUUCCUUUCAGAGUCUCGACAGCGGUCCGGACCACGGAAGCUGAGAGCUGUACGGAUUCUCUUGGAAGCUGGACAUUGUUUGCAUUUGUUUU